AUGUCGCUUUCCAGGGAUGCAGCGGUUUCCGUGGGACUCGCAGUGAUACUGUUCUGCCUCGGCGCAUCGUGUUUCCAUGGCGCCACCGCAGCGAAACUUCUCCCAGAAAACGUGGUGCAAGGAGGGUACGGCCCGGUCCUCGUCAAGGCCCUUGGGAUGAACGCCUCGCUCGAUUGGACCCUCACGCAGAACGGGAAACCAAUUGAUGUCAAAGUAAAUGCAACGGUCAAGUCGGCCAGCGCGGGCCCAGCGGUGAAACCGGAGAAGGCGUCCGUCGAGCCGCCAGUCUUCUCCUGCAAAAUCAACGUCACGGGCAAGGUGAAGGGAAAGCACUCGUCGUUGUUUAACCCGUGGGAUCCCUGGACGCGAGUGGGGCUGUACAAGGGCAAGAAGGGGCUGUACGGGCAGAUUAUCAGCCGGAACAUCACAGGAGAAUGGUCGUCGGUUGGGUUCCGCGGGCGGAUUAAGGUUUUCACCGGGAAGCUGAAGUUGAGUAAAGCGAAUGCUUCCGCUAUAGCGAAAGCCCCGGCGGACUACUACGUGCAGAUCACGUGGCCACCGAAGAAAAUGUCGGAUUGGUAUUUCACCAUCAGAGGUCAAUUGGCGUAG
Molecule: messenger RNA, 609 nt
Organism: Closterium sp. Naga37s-1
Lineage: Eukaryota; Viridiplantae; Streptophyta; Zygnematophyceae; Desmidiales; Closteriaceae
Source: the annotation of a GenBank genome assembly